This is a messenger RNA of Corythoichthys intestinalis (scribbled pipefish), 15823 nucleotides long. Its product is annotated as FRAS1-related extracellular matrix protein 2-like. Gene Ontology annotation, cellular component: membrane. The record is from RefSeq and is a predicted model, not a curated record. Bases 137 to 9421 code for a protein of 3094 amino acids. NCBI's taxonomy places the organism in Eukaryota, Metazoa, Chordata, Actinopteri, Syngnathiformes, Syngnathidae. The transcript has 24 exons. Gene Ontology annotation, biological process: anatomical structure morphogenesis; cell communication.
GGUGCACCUUGGCGGCGGGGGCUGCGCGACGCCGUGUCAGUCAACUUAGUUGUGUGCUUGCUCUGUGUGCGUGUGUGUAAGUCCCCGCGGUGAGUGCGUGUAAAGUUCAACCCGCGUCUCAUCCGUGCGGCUCCAAAUGGCUGGAAUCCCUCCUCCGCGCACGCAUGCGUCCGGAGCCGCUUUUCUCGCGCUGGCGCUCGUCCUCGCGGCAACCAGCCAGGCGCAGUUUUGGACUCAGCACGGACUCUCCUACGCGCUGAGGUCCGAGUUAUCCGAAGACACGGUGCUGGUGGCCAACAACGGCGUCCGGGUGCCUUUCGGGAGGUCCGUUUUUGUGGAUCCCGUCAACGACCUGGUGAUUCAAGUUCAGCCCGGCGACAGGUGCAGCAUCACCGUUCUGGACAAUGACCCUUUGUCCCAAAGACCUGGGAGUCUAACCCCGAAAAAGUUCCCGUGCGAGUUCGGCCCCAACGAUGUGAAGUAUUCUCACUUCGGCUCCCGGAGUCCGGCCAGAGACCGAGUGAGACUGCAGCUCCGGUACGACACGCAGACCGACACUAUCGUGAUCCCGUUCAUGAUGGAAGUGGAGGUGGUUUUCACGCAGCUGGAGGUGCUCACCAAGAACAUGCCGCUCACUGUGGAGAAGCUGCUGGGGAUCAGCAACCCCAUCGACAGGCGGAUUCUGGAAUUUACCUUCGACAGACAAACGCAGCAGUGCAGGAUCACCCCCUUGCUCGGGGGUGGCGCCUUACCAAGGUACGGAAGCUUAGUAGACGAGAGCAGUUUGGCGACCGGAAUGACGGACUGCGACGACUUUCUCCGGAUGAACCUCCGCUAUCGGCACACGUUUGCUUCCAAGUCGCCGAGUCGGGAUUACGUCCCCAUGGUGGUGGAGCUGCACGACAAGGAGGGGAACCUCCUCAAGCAGGAGUUUUUCCAAAUAUUGGUGAGGAUUAAAGAAGGUGAGGAGAACACGCCACCCAAGCCCAGCUUCGUAGCAAUGAUGAUGAUGGAAGUGGACCAGUUCGUCAUGACGGCGCUAACCGCCGACAUGCUGGCCGCCGAGGACUCCGAGUCAGACUCGGACGAGCUCAUUUUUAACAUCACGUCCCCUCUCUCCUACGAGGAAGGUUACAUCGUGAGUACAGACGAUAGGAAUUUACCCAUAAGCUCCUUUUACCAAGGCGACCUCAAAGACUUUAAAAUCGCUUACAAGCCACCCGCGGUAGACUCGGACAGCGAACGGAUUUUCCAGCUGGAAUUCGAAGUGGUGGACACCGAGGGCGCCGUGUCGGACCCUUUCGCGUUUAUGAUCGUGGUCAAACCCAUGAACACUUUAGCCCCCGUGGUGACCAAAAAUACCGGUCAGUUGCUUUACGAGGGACAGUCCCGACCGCUGUCUAGCUCGCACAAUCUAGAAAUCAGCGACGAAGACAAUCUGGACAGAGUUCAAAUCUCCGUAGUCGGCGGUUUGAAGCACGGGGACUUAACCGUUUUGGACUCCGGCAGAAAGUUUUUCACGCCGGCGGACCUCAAGGCGGGCCGAGUGGUUUAUCAGCACGACGGCAGCGACACUUACAGCGACAACAUCGUUUUCCGGAUGACGGACGGCUCUCACGAGGUGGAGUUCCUGUUCCCCAUCACCGUCGUCCCCACCGACGAUGAACCGCCGAUAGUCAACGCCAACACUGGGUUGGUUCUCUUCAAGAACCAGAUGAUGCCCAUCUCCUCGCUCACCCUCAGCGCUGCCGACAUCGACUCUGAGGAUUCCACUAUUAAAUUCAUCAUCCGGCCGCCCUUUUCCACCAUCGGGCAGGUUCUCCUGCGCCAGGCUGAGGCGCCGGAGGACCCGUCGACGUGGAAGUUCAACACGGAGGAGGAAAUGUACGAGAAGGCGGUCACCGAAUGGCUGCAGCGGGACGUAACUGACGGGAAAGUGUUUUACAAGCACGUGGGACCGCACGACACCCGGACCCUCACGGAUCAGUUCAAAUUCCAGGUUCAAGAUGACAACGACCCCCCGAAUCAGUCAGAGGAGAGCUGGUUCAUCAUCAAAAUCCUCCCUGUGGACGAUCUCCCGCCCGAGCUGCACCCUGAAGCUACUCUCCAAACGACGGUGCACGAGUACCAGCUAACGCACUUGCGUAAGAAGUUCCUCCGCUACACGGAUAUCGACUCUGAGGACCGAGAUCUAAAAUACACCGUCACGCGGCCUCCGACGGACACCGACGAGAACAACCCUAUCGUCCUCGGAGCUCUUGUUCUCACCGACAACCCGAAUGUCGAAGUCGUGACUUUCACUCAGGCUCAAAUCAACCACCACAAAAUUGCUUACAAGCCCCCCGAUCUGGAGCUGGGAAUUACCACCCACAUUCUGCAGUUCAAGUACACCGUCGAGGACGUUUCCGGGAAUAGCGUCGACGGCGUUUUCACAAUUUUCCUAAAACCGGUCGACAACAAACCGCCAGAAAUUACCAACUCAGGGUUUACAGUUCUUGAACGGGGUGCGCAUACCAUUACGGGUGCAGAGUUGUACACUUCCGACUCCGACACAGACAGCAAGCUAAUAUCGUUCACGGUUUCCCGGCCUCCCCUCCACGGAAACCUCCGGUUCGGUUUCACGGACAUGACGAGAGGAGACGCGUUCAACUUAGAGGACAUCGACAACGGUCGAGUAUCUUACCUCCACAACGGAGAUGAAUCCACAGCCGACUCCGUACAAAUAGACGUCAGCGACGGAAUCCACGUAGUCCCGAUUACCGUCAAGAUUACCGUAAAACCCAUCGACGAUGAGACUCCGUCCGUAAGUCUCCCUGCGGGUACGGUCGGGUCUUCUAUCGACGUUCUAGAGAACGGGGUGACGGAAAUCACCAGUAAUGUCAUUCAGGGCCGAGACGAGGACACGGAUGAUCUUCGUUUGACUUUCAUCGUUGAAAACCCGCCAUCAUUAGGUGAAAUUCUGGUCCGAGGCAUCCCGUCCGCCGUGUUCACCCAGGCCGAUAUCAUCAACGGGCACGUUCUCUACGCCCACACCAGCGGUGAAUUAGGAUUUACCACCAAAGAAGAUAGUUUCAACUUAACUCUUACGGACAUGUCUGAUGAAUGGACGGUGGGCGGUAAUAAGAUUACCGGCGUCCGAGUCCACGUGACCGUCCUCCCGCUGGACAGCCAGCCCCCGCAGGUCUUUGUGGGGACGCAAUUCUCCGUCACGGAGGGCGAGAAAAACGCCAUCCUGACCCAUCACAUCACCGCCGAUGACAUCGACACCUUGGUGGAAGACCUCCUGUGCACUAUUAUAGUGCAGCCCACUUCGGGCUACGUGGAAAACAUCUCGCCGGCCCCCGGCUCGGAAAAAUCCAGGUCGGGCACGGCUAUCAGCGCAUUCACUAUCAAGGACAUUCAGCAGCAUCACAUUUACUACGUUCAAAGCAUCCACAUCGGAGCGGAACCAGUGGAGGACAGAUUUACGUUCCGAUGCUCCGAUGGUAUCAACUUCUCCGAAAGGUACUUUUUCCCGAUCUCCAUCAUCCCGGCUAACGACGAAAAACCCGAGAUUUACAUGCGGGAGUUUGUCGUGAUGGAAGGGAUGAACAUAGUCAUCGACACCCCGAUUUUGAACGCGGCUGACGCGGACGUUCCUUCAGACCAGCUUACUUUUAUCGUCACCAGACCACCCGCGCACGGGUUUCUCCUAAAUCAGCUUACCACUGGUACCGUUCCCGUCUUUAACUUCACCUUGGAGCAGAUCAGCGAGGCGUCCGGCAUCGUGUACGAGCACGACGACUCGGAAUCCACGCGGGACAGCUUUGACGUGCUCCUCACUGACGGAAAGUUCAGUGUACAGAAAACGGCCAUCGUGAUGAUCAUCCCCGUGGACGACGAGACGCCCAGAAUGUCCAUCAACGACGGUCUGGAAGUCGAAGUGGGUGAUGUUAAAGUCAUCGACGGCAACGUUUUAAGCGCGACCGAUCUGGACUCUGAGGACAGCGCGCUGACGUAUGUUAUUCGGCACGCGCCCGGUCAGGGUUAUUUGCAGAAAACCAUGCCAAACGGGUUACGGCAAAACAUCACGGCGGGGAUGAAUUUCACACAAGAGGAUGUGGACCGGGGUUUGAUCAUCUACGUGCACAACGGCCAAGAGGGCGUUCGCGACCUGGUCAAAUUCGACGUGACGGACGGCUUUAACCCUUUGAUCGACAGAUACUUUUACAUCACGGUGGGUGGCAUCGACAUGGUUUUCCCUCACGUGAUUAGUAAAGGCGUGUCCCUGAAAGAAGGCGGCAGGGUCACUCUGACGACCGACUUGCUCAGCACCAGCGAUCACAACAGCCCGGACGAACACUUAGUGUUUACCAUCACUCGCGCUCCGGUGCGAGGUCACCUGGAGUGCACGGACACCCCCGGAAUGCCCAUCUCGUCUUUUACUCAACUUCAGCUGGCGGGGAGUAAGAUCUACUACAUCCACACGGCCGACGACGAAGUCAAAAUGGACAGCUUCGAGUUCGAGGUGACCGACGGCUACAACCCGGUUUUCCGCACGUUCCGCAUAUCCAUCGCCGACGUGGACAACAAAAAGCCGGUGGUGACGGUGCACGGCCUGGUGGUGACGGAGGGCGAGAACAAACUCAUCACGCCUUUCGAGCUAACGGCGGAGGACAGAGACACCUCGGACCGACUCUUGAAGUUCUCCGUCACCCAAAUUCCCUUACAUGGCCGCUUGCUCUUUAACGCCACCCGACCGGUCACCUCCUUCACCAAGCAGGACCUGAACGAGAACAUGAUCAGCUACAAGCACGACGGCACGGAAAGCGCGGAGGACAGCUUCUCCUUCACGGUCACCGACGGCACCCACACGGACUUUUACGUCUUUCCCGACACCGUCUACGAGACUCGGAAGCCUCAGGUUAUGACGAUCAGCAUCCUCCCUCUGGACAACGGGGUGCCCCAGAUCGUUGUCAACAAGGGCGCCCCGACGUUACGGGUUUUGGACGGCGGCCACUUGGGCUUUGUUAUCACGAGUAAAUCCCUGAGAGUGGAAGAUCGAGACAGCACGCGGGGUUCUGUGCUCUUUCGGAUUACAACUGCACCGCAGCACGGCUACCUGAUCAACACGGGGAAAGGAAACGCUACAAUCUCCACAUUCACACAAGCGGACAUCGACGACAUGAAAGUCUGUUACAUCCUGAAGAAGGGCAACGACGCUACCAAUGACAUCUUCACCUUCUCCAUUGAAGACAACGGUGGAAACAAACUAAGGAACCAGCAGUUCCGUCUCAACUGGGCUUGGAUCUCGCUGGAGAAGAGCCAUUACGUGGUGGACGAGGAGCUCAAGUUCCUGGAAGUGGCGCUGAAACGUCGAGGUUACCUGGGGGAGACUUCCUUUGUUAGCAUCGGCACCGAGGACGGAACGGCGCUCAAGGACAAAGAUUUCCGCGGCAAAGCUCAGAAGCAGGUUCAGUUCAACCCGGGUCAGACCGCCGCCACCUGGAAGGUCCGCAUUCUGUCAGAUAGCGAGUACGAGGUGUCCGAGACCUUCCGGAUCGUUCUCUCCGAGCCCGUCAUGGCCGUCCUGGAAUCCCCGGAGACCGCCCACGUGGAGAUUGUGGACCCCGGUGACGAGUCGACCGUCUUCAUCCCGGCGGCCGCGUACAGCGUGGAGGAGGACGUCGGCGAGCUGACGGUCCCGGUGAGGCGCAGCGGCGAUGUCGGACAGGAGCUCAUGGUGGUCUGCUUCACGCAGCAAGCGUCAGCCACGGGCACGGUGCCCACCACCGUGCUGUCCUACUCGGACUACAUCUCACGGCCGGACGACCACCGCAGCGUGCUACGUUUCGACAAGGGCGAAGUGGAAAAGCCUUGCCGCGUGGUCGUCAUCGACGACUCCCUGUACGAGCCCGAGGAGAGCUUCAACGUCACCCUCGGCGCCCCCAUGGGGGGCCGCCUGGGCGCCCGUUUCCCCAGCGCCAGGAUCACCAUCGUGCCUGACGCGGAUGACGCUCCCGUCUUCUACUUCGGCAACACCAACUAUCACGUGGAUGAGAGCGACGGCUUCGUGGAAGUGCAGGUGUGGAGGACGGGAAGCGACCUGUCCAAAGCCGGGACCGUGACGGUGCGCUCCCGGAAGACGGAUCCGGUCUCAGCGGAGGCUGGAACGGAUUACGUGGGGAUCAGCCGGAAUCUGGACUUUGCGCCGGGCGUCACCAUGCAGACGUUGCGUGUCACCAUCCUGGACGACCUGGGCCAGCCCGUGCUGGAAGGUCCCGAGAGGUUCCAGCUGAUUCUGCAGAUGCCUGUCAACGGCCUCCUCGGGGAGCCCGGCAAGGCCGGCGUCCUCAUUAACGACUCCUUGUCCGACCUGCCCACGGUGCAGUUCCGAGAUGCCGUUUACACGGGCGAGGAGAAAUCCGGACGCGUUACGGCCACCGUGUACCGCAGCGGAGAUAUCGGACACAAGUCUACGGUGCGAUGCUACAGCAGACAAGGGACGGCGCAGGUUAUGAUGGACUUCGUCGAAAGGCCCAACACGGACGCCUCGGUGAUCACUUUCCUGCCAGGCGAGGUCGAGAAACCUUGCAUCCUCGAAUUGGUGGACGACACGGAGCACGAAGAAGAGGAGGAACUGCGUCUGGUUCUGGGAAGCCCAAAAAGCGACUCUCCCUUCGGCGCCUCCGUCGGACAGCGGAAGGAAACGCUCGUUAGGAUAAAAGACGACGCCGACAAGUCCGUCAUCAAGUUCGGCGAGACCAAGUUCAGCGUGAACGAGCCCAAGGAACGAGGCCGAGUCUCCGUGGUGAGAAUCCCCGUGCUACGCGUGGGCGACUCCUCAAAAGUGUCCGUCGUCAGAGUCCACACCAAAGACGGAUCGGCCACUUCGGGAGAGGACUACCAUCCCGUAUCUGAAGAGCUGGUGUUUAAAGAAGGUGACACGCAGCACCACGUGGAGGUGGAGGUUUUAUACGAUGGCGUCAGAGAGAUGAGGGAGGCCUUCACCGUGCAUUUGAAACCUGAUGAGAACAUGGUGGCAGAGACGCAGGUGAGCAAAGCCAUCAUCUACAUCGAGGAGAGCAACAGCAUGGCCGACGUGACCUUCCCGUCGGUGCCCAGGGUGCUUUCUCUGCUCCGUUACGACGACGCCGACGAGAACGCCGAUUGGCUACCCGUGGCCGGCUACCCGCUCGUUUGUGUCACCGCGUGUAACCUCAAAUACCCGGACUACCACAAAACGGGCUCCAUCUGCGUCAGCGAGAACAUCAACGACACCCUGACGCGCUACCGCUGGCUCGUCGGCGCCCCCAAGGGCCCGGACGGCGUCACCGGACCCAUGCGAGAAGUGGACUUUGACACCUUCUUCACCUCGUCCAAGCUCAUCACGCUGGACUCGGUGUACUUCCGAGCCGGAUCUAGGGUGCAGUGCGCCGCCAGGGCCGUCAACUCGGACGGCGACCAGGGGCUGGAGCUUAGCAGCUCCGUGGUGACAAUCAGCACGGACGAGGGCAUGUGCCAACCACGCGUGAUGGGCACAGUGGGAGCCGAGCCCUUCUCCGCCAAGCUGCGCUACACUGGAGCCGAGGACCCCGACCAUCCCAAUCUUAUUAAAUUGACUGUCACUAUGCCUCACAUUGACGGUAUGCUACCUGUCGUGUCCACUCGUCCCUUAUCCAACUUUGAGCUGACCCUCAGCCCGGACGGCACCCGCGUGGGAAACCACCGUUGCUCCAACCUGCUGGACCACUCGGAAGUUACGACGCACCACGGCUUCCUGACCGACGCCACCAAGAACCCGCGGGUGAUCGGCGAGACGGCGCCCUACCAGUACAGCGCCGAGCUGAGGGGCGCCGGUACGCUGCGCUUCUACCGCAACCUCAACCUGGAGGCCUGCUUGUGGGAGUUCACCAACUAUUACGACAUGUCCGAGCUGCUCGGAGACUGCGGAGGGACUGUCGGGACGGAUGGACAGGUACUCAACCUGGUCCAGUCCUACGUGACGCUGCGGGUUCCACUCCACGUGUCCUACGUGUUCCACUCGCCGGCAGGUGCCGGCGGCUGGCAGCAUUUCGACCUGCAGUCUGAGCUGAGGCUGACUUUCGUGUACGACACCGCCAUCUUGUGGAGGGACGGCAUCGGCAGCCCGCCGGAAGCGGAGCUUCAAGGCGCGCUCUACCCGACCAGCAUGCGGAUUAACGAGCAGGGACGCCUGGUGGUCAACUUUCGUACUGAAGCUCGGUUUCGAGGACUCUUUGUCGUCAGGCAUCCUGCUUCCGCGCUCAGCUCCAUGGUGAUGUGCGAGGACCACCCCGCUUUGACCUUCAACCUCAGCCUGGUGCGCAGCGAGCCCACCUACAACCAGCCGGUCCAGCAGUGGACCUUCACCUCGGAUUUCGCCGUGCGCGACUACUCGGGCUCGUACGCCGUCAAGCUGCUGCCGUGCACCACGCCGCCCAGCCUGGAGUACGCCGUCCCGCCCGUGUGCAACCCGAGAGAACCCGUCGGGUUCGAUUUGGACAUCCGCUUUCAGCAGGUGAGCGACCCGGUAGCAGCGGAGUUCAGUCUAAACACGGAGAUGAUCCUGCUCUCCAAGAAGUCCCUGUGGCUCUCCGACGCGUCCGCCGGCUUCGGCCAGAGCGGUGACACGGCCUUCUCCCAAGGCGACACCAUCUACGGGCGCGUGAUGGUAGACCCGGUGCAGAACCUGGGCGACUCCUUCGUCUGCAACAUCGAGAAAGUCUUCCUCUGCACGGGCGCCGACGGUUACGUGCCCAAGUACGACCCGCGUCGCUCGGAGUUCGGCUGCCUGGCGGACGCGCCCUCGCUGCUCUACCGAUUCAAAAUCAUCGACAAAGCCCAGCCCGAGACUCAAGCUAGCUCCUUUGGAAGCGUGGCCUUCGGAGCCUUACUGGCCGCGGACGACCCCGCCGCUUUGCCGCUGGUCAGGCAGCCCGGAACCGAUGGAUUCGCCAUGCGAUCCGCUGCGCUAUUCCAGGUAUCAGCGGGUCGUGAGUGGUACAUCCACGCCAUCUACACGGUACGCUCCCGCGACAACGCCAACCGGGGUAUCGGCAAGCGGAGCCUAGAGUACCACGCGCUCAGCCGCCACCGAAGGGCCGCCGAAGUCGAGGCCAUCGGCGCUGACAGCGACCGCGGCACCAACAUCCUCCACGUGGCGCUGGACCGACGCACCCCCCGUGACCUCCGCGGGGAGCCCCCACUCCCCGAGGGGGCGGUUCCGCGCCAGCCGGGCCACGCCGAGGACGGUGACGACGAACCGGUGCUCAUCGUGGGCGCGGCGGUCGGGACGCUGCUCGCCGCGCUGGCCGUCGUAGUUCUGGCGGUGCUGGUGCGAUACAAGCGGGACGCCAAGGAGCCGUCGGACGGCGCCCGGUCAGCGGCGAAGGCGGGACUUGGCGACAGUUCCGAGGUGUGAACGAGAAGUAGGUGGAGUUUUAGGGGCACACUGAAAAGUAAGACUGAUCUUAUCAGGUUGUUUUAAGUAGAAAAAGAUAUUAUUCAUCUUUGAAAAAAGGGACACAUUUUUCAUUGAAAAUCACAUUUAAAGUACUUUUUACCCACAGUUUAGUAAUAUGUAUGCACACAUAAUUAAAUUGUACCCGCAGAUUACCAAAAUGUAACCACAAACUACUACACUGUGGUUUUAUCCAUAGUUUCUGUGAAUAGCAAUCUGUAACCACAGAUUAUUAAACUGGACUGUACUAAACUGUGGGUACAGUUCAGCAAUCUGUACCCACAGUUUAGUCAUCUGUACCCACAGAUCACUAACCUGUGCCCACAGAUGACUAAAAGGUACCCACAGUUUAAUCCAUUACAUUUGGUAAUCUGUACCCAUGGUAUAGUACAAUACAGUGUAGUCAUUUGUGGGUACAGUUCAGUAAUCUGUCCGUACAAAUUAAUAAACUGUACUCACAAAUAACUAUUCUGUACUCACUCUACUGUACUGUUGGUAUGGUUUAGCAAUAUGUGAGUACAGAUUACUAAAUUGUACUGUACUAAACUGUGGGUACAGAUUACUAAGAAGUACCACAGUACAGUACAGUUUAGUAAUCUGUACCCACAGUUUUGUACAGUACAGUUUAGUAAUCUGUACCCACAGUUUAGUGAUUUGUGGCUAUAGUUCAGUAAUCUGUUGGUACACAUUACUAAACUGUGGGUACAGAUUACUAAACUGUACUCACAGUUUUGUACAAUGGAGUUAAGUAAUAUGUGGGUACAGUUUAGUAAUCUUUGAGUUCAGAAUAGUAAUAUGUGAGUACAGUUUAAUAAACUGUACGCACAGGUUACUGAACUGUCCUCACGAAUUACUAAAAUGUAUUGUACUACUUUAUGGGUACAGAUAACUAAAUGUACUGGAUUAAACUGGGUACAGUUUAGUCAUCUGUGGGUACAAUUUAAAUCUGUACACACAGAUUACUAAAUUGUGCCCACAUUUUAAUAAACUACUGUACAAAACUCUGAGUGCAAUUAAGUAAUCUGUGGGUACAGUUUAGUAAUCUGUGUGUACAGAUUUACUAAAUUGUGCACACAUAUUACUAAACUCUACUGUACGAAACUGUGGGUACAGUUUAGUAAUCUGUGUGUACAGAUGACAGAACUCUGGGUGCCAUUAAGUAAUCUCUGGGUACAGUUUAGUAAUCUGUGUGUACAGAUUUACCAAAUUGUACACACAGAUUACUAAACUCUACUGUACGAAACUGUGGGUACAGUUUUGUGAUCUGUGGGUACAGAUUACUAAAUUGAGGGUACAUUUAGGUCAUCUCUGGUUACAGUUAGUAAUCUGUGUGUACAGAUUUACCAAAAUAUUACACACGGAUUACUAAACUGUACUGUACGAAUCUAUGGGUACAGUUUAGUAAUCUGUACUGUGGUACGUUUUAGUAAUCUUUACCCACGGUUUAGUACAGUACAAUUUAGUAAUCUGUACCCACAGUUUAGUCAUUUGUGGGUACCGUUCAGUAAUAUGUUAGUACAGAUAGCUAAACUGUACUCACAGAUUACUAAACUGUACCCAGAGAUUACCUAAUUGUACCCCCAGUUUAGUAAUCUGUACCCACAGAUUACAAAACUGUACCCACAGUUUCGCACAGUAGAGUUUAAUAAUCUGUGUGUAAAAUUGAGUAAAUCUGUACAAACAGCAGUGUUGUGGCAAACUUGGAAAAGUCGAUGCGGACCAAAGUGCGACCAGGAAACGGAAGUGGAGUGAAGGGUUUUUAUUGAACAAUGGCUAUGGCUGCGGCUGUGGCUGCGAGGGCUUGGAGGGUGGGUGCCCUGAUGGCAAAAAACGAGAUUAGUCAAGAGUUCAAUGAAUGAUCGUCAAAAACUACAGGCUAGUUGGCCGAUGUACCAAUGGUCACUGACGGAAUCAUCUGGCACCUGCUUGCUGCCCAGGCAGCGCCUUAUAAGCAGUGUUGAUUGCGAUGAGCUGCAGGUGCUCUCCCAGGUCUGCCACACCCAGCCUGCCAAGGUUGAACUCAUGCCAUAUAACAGGAAGUGUAACAACAAUAAAAGCCAGUAGAGGGGAGUGUGGGCUAGGACCACCACAUACAGUUCAGUAAUCUGUUGGUACACAUUACUAAAUUGUGGGUACACUUUAGUAAUCCGUGGGUACAUAUAACUAAACUGUGGGUACAAUUAAGUAAUAUGUGGGUACACUUUAGCAAUCUGCGUACAGAUUUACUAAAUUGUACACACAGAAAACUAAACUGCUAUCUGUUUAGUACAGUUUAGUAAUUUGUGUGUACAGAUUUACUAAAUUUUACACACAGAUAACUAAAUUGUGGUUACUGAUUACUAAACUAUACACACAGUUUAGUGCAGUAGAGAUGAGUAAUAUGUGGGUACAGUUUAGUUCAAUGCAGUUUAGUCAUUUGUAGGUACAGUUCGGUCACCUGCUGGUAAAGUAAUCUCUGGGUACAUAUUACUCACAUAUUACUGGUAAUCUGUGGGUACAGGUUACUAAACCUUAGGUACAAUUAAGUAAUUUUUGGGUGUAGAUUUGCUAAACUGUACACACACAUUACUGAACUGUGGGCACGGAUUGCUAAACUGUACUCACAUAUUACUAAUUUGUACUCACAGAUGACUAAACCCUACCCACAGAUGACUUUACUGUAUUAAACUGUACCCACAGUUUAGUACAGUAAUCUGUGUGUACAGUUUAGUAAUAUAUGAGUACAGUUUGGUAAUCUGUACCCACAGUUUAGCAAUAUGUACCCAAUUAAAAAUAACAAAUAAACCUAAUUCAUGCAUAAAACGCUUUAUAUUUGGUUUUCCUCGUCAGUGUGUCCCUAUUCCACCUGUCGGUUUUUGCAAGUGCCUCACAUUUGAUGAAAAAAAAAAAAAAAAAAAAACACUUUUUGAGCGUCAAGAGCUUUUUCUUCUGAAAUCUACUUGAAAGGCGCUCACCGUCGUCCCGAGACGCCGCGUCCAAUCUCUUUCCAAGUUGUCGUGUGUCUUUGUCCCGCUUCCUUCGUUUCCUACUGUGCGCUCUUCUUAUUCUUCUUGUUGUUUGACCUGCUGCAUUUCUUGAAUGUUUUUUUUUUUCAUUUGAUCAAACACCUCAUGCUUUUGUGCAUGUCUUGUGUUUUUGUUUUUUACUCUAAAAUGUUAAACUGCUGAAGGCAAAAGUUGAGCCGUCGACCGAGAUAAGAUCUGAACCCAAAAGAGUAGCCGGUCAAACAUUUGGACGCUCAUUUCCGUUCAUUUAUUUAUUGUUUACUCCUUAUCGGUGCAUCUUUCCACUAAAAAUGUAUGGAAGCGUAUUACUGCCCCCCCAAAAAUGUCCAGUAUCAUAUGUUUUUAUAUGCUCCUUAUCACAUUUUUACAUUAUAGUUAUAAUAAAUAAUUUAUACAAAUGUAAUCAAGUUUAAUGUGAUAGUUAUCACAUAAGAACAUGGUAUAAUAUAAAAAUGUGAUAAUUACCAUGUAAAAAUGGGAUGAUUAUCAUGUAAAAGCGUGACAUGUAAAAUGUGAUACCUUUCACGUAAAAACGUGAUAAUUAUCAUGUAACAUUUAUUAAUGCACAAAAUGUGAAAAUUAUCAUGUCAUCAUAUCAAACUAGCAAGUAAAAAUGUUAUAACUAUGACAUAACAACAUGAUAAUUAUAACAAAAACGUAAUAUGUAAAAAAAAAUCAUACCUAGUUUGUAAAAACAUGAUAAUUAUCAUGUAAAAAUGUGCUAUAAUAUAAAAAUGUAGUAAUUACCAUGUAAAAACGGGAUGAUUAUCAUAUAAAAACGGGAUGAUUAUCAUGUGAAAGCUUGAUAUGGAAAAUGUCAUACCUUUUGCAUAAAAACAUGAUAAUCAUCAUGCAACAACUUGAUAAUUUUCAUGCAAAAAUGUGAUAUGUUAAAACGUAAUAAUUAUGUAACAACAUGACAACUAUUACGCAAAGUGUGAAUAAUUAUCACGUAAAAACAUAACUCAUGUAAAAACUGGGUAACUAUCACAUAAAAACAUGAUAACUAUCAUGUAAGAACAGGAUAUGCAAAACGCAGUACUAUCAUGUAACACCUGACAAAUAUGUAAAAACGUAAUACAAAAACUAGAGAGUGAAAAUGUUAUAACUAUCACAUGAUAGCUAGUUUGGAGAAAAAAGUGAUACAUGUAAAAACGUGAUAAUUGUCACGUAAAAACAUGGUAUUUAUAAAAAUGUGAUGAUUACCAUGUAAAAACGGGAUGAUUAUUAUAUAAAAGCGUGACAUGUAAAAUGUGGUCUUUCAUGUAAAAUGUGAUAAUUAUCAUGUAACAACGUUUAUUAUGCAAAAAAAUUGAAAAUUAUUACGUUAAAACGUGAUAAUUAUAAUGUAACAACGUGACUAUUACGCAAAAAUGUGAUAAUUAUCAAGUGGAAAAUCAAUUAUCACUCUUCAACUCAUAUAAAAAUGGGGUAACUAUCACAUAAAAACAUAAUUACAUGUAAGAAUGCAAAACCGCAGUGCUAUCAUGUAAAACCUCACAAUUAUGUAAAAACAUGAUACCAUCAUGUAAAAACUACCAAGUAAAAAUGUUAUAACUACGACAUAAAAACGUGAUAAUUAUAACAAAAAUGUAAUAUGUAAAAAAAAAAAAAUGAUACCUGGUUUGUAAAAACGUGAUAAUUAUCACGUGAAAAUGUGAUAUGAUAUAAAAAUGUGAUAAUUACCUUGUAAAAACGGGAUGAUCAUCAUAAAAACGGGAUGAUUAUCAUGUAAAAGCGUGAUAUGGAAACUGUCAUACCUUUCGCGUAAAAUGUCAUACCCUUCGAGUAAAAAUGUGAUAAUCAUCAUGUAACGUGAUAAUUUUCAUGCAAAAAUGUGAUAAUUAUGUUAAAAAAAUUAUAAUUAUCAUGCAACAACAUGACAAUUAUUGCGCAAAACUGUGAUAAUUAUCGUGUAAGAACGUGAUAUCAUGCAAAUACGCAGGACUAUCAUGUAAAACCUGACAAACAUGUCGAAAAACGUGAUACAGUCAUGUAAAAACUAGCGAGAACAAAUAUCCUAUCAUAUAAAAACGUGAUAAUUAUUUCAAAAACGCGAUAUCAUGUAAAAACAUGAUAACUAGUUUGUAAAAACAUGAUACUUUUUAAAAAACAUGAUAAUUAUCAUGUAAAAACGGGAUAGUUAUGUUAAAACGUGAUAUGCAAAAUGUGAUAAUUUCAUGUAAACACGUGAUAAUUAUUUUAAAACAGGAUAUGUAAAACGUGAUACCUUUCAUGUGGAAGCGUGAUAAUUAUGAUAUAACAACCAAAUAAUUAUCACGCAAAAUUGCUUGAUAAGCAUCUCUUUGUGUGGCUUGAAAAGCGCUCCAGAAAUAAAAUGUAUUAUUAUUAUAAGUAAAAUUGUGAUAGUUAUCACGUAAAAACAGGAUAUCAUCUAAAAAUGUGACAAUUAUCAUGUAAAAAUGUGAUACUGUCAUGUAAAAAUGUGAAAAUUAUCACGUAAAAACGUUAUUAUAAUGUAAAAAUGUGAUAAUUAACAUGUAAAAACGGGAUGAAUAUCAUGACAUGUAAAACGAGAUACCCUUCACGAAAAAAAAACAUGAUAAUGAUCAUGUAACAACGUGAUAACGAUCACGCAAACAUUUGAUCAUUAUCUCAUAAAAACGGGAUAAUCACAUUUUUAUAUUAUGAAAAUAUGAUAUGUAAAAACACGGUACUAUCAUGUAAACAUGACAAUUUUGUAAAAACGUGAUAAUUAUCAUGUCAAAACGUGAUACUGUCAUGUAAAAACUAGCGAGUAAAAACACAUUAAAACGUGAAAACAAACAGUUUGUAAAAACAUGAUAGUCAUUCGCCACUUGCAGUCAAAAUGGAUUGACAUCUAUCAUAAUGUCACUGAAACACGAUCUUACACGUAGCGAUCACAACAACCUUUAAACUUGAUUAAAUGUUUCACCGCCUGUUCCAUCUGUUGUUUAUGAUUCAUAAAUAUUGCGUAUUAUUAUGGAUUACCUCAUUCUGCUGCGUGGAAGUAACUUUGGUAACUUUUUUCUUUUGAUUAUAUUCAACGGUCCGGGGCUUUUAUUUUGAGGGAAAAAUGACAUCUAUGCAAUUUGUAAUAUUCAACGUGUUUUUUGAGUUUUUCGAUGCUUGUUAAUCAUCACCAUUCACGCGUUGUAUUGUGUGUUUUUUUCAUGCUUGGACUCUUAUGCACAUGCAUGUACAGUAUGGAUGUAUAUACGGCUAUACAGUACUUAUAAGAAUAUACCGUUUGGAUGUUUUGGGAAUGGUUGUUCAAAAAAAUAAAAAAAUAAAAAUGAAAACAAACUAAAGCAAAUACAUACUGUACGUGCUGGAAGUAUUUGUAACAUUAGACCGAGGGUCUGCAAAUAAAUAA